Messenger RNA from Candida dubliniensis CD36, 417 nucleotides. RefSeq lists its product as uncharacterized. NCBI's taxonomy places the organism in Eukaryota, Fungi, Ascomycota, Pichiomycetes, Serinales, Debaryomycetaceae. The record is from RefSeq and is a predicted model, not a curated record. The transcript has a single exon. Bases 1 to 417 code for a protein of 138 amino acids.
AUGUUAUUACCAGAAAGUGCUAAUACCCAAAGUUUAAUCAAAAGAACUAUAUAUUAUACUUAUGAUGACUAUUCUAGUUGGUGGAAAUGGAGAUGGUUGUUAUGGAUAUUGAUAUUGAUUCCUGUUUUUGUUACCAUCUUUGUAAUAUCAAGAAGAGCAAGAAAGAACAAAGUGGUAGCUUAUAACAACCCUGAUCCCCAAGCAAAUCAGACCUAUUAUUAUAACAAUAAUCAAUAUCAAGGAGAGUAUAAUGGAAAUAAUGAUUUACCACCACAAGCUACUCCAGGAUAUAUUCCUCCAGCUUAUCUAGAAACUUCACAACAACAAGGAUACAAUCCGCAACAACUGGGGAAUUACAAUUCUGGAGAAAUUUCUAAACCGGAAGAUCCACCUCCAGCACAUACAAAAGCUCAAUAG